Messenger RNA from Sciurus carolinensis (gray squirrel), 1041 nucleotides. RefSeq names its product secretin (gene Sct). Gene Ontology annotation, molecular function: hormone activity. Lineage: Eukaryota; Metazoa; Chordata; Mammalia; Rodentia; Sciuridae. Bases 616 to 993 code for a protein of 125 amino acids. Gene Ontology annotation, cellular component: extracellular region. The record is from RefSeq and is a predicted model, not a curated record. Gene Ontology annotation, biological process: positive regulation of pancreatic juice secretion; negative regulation of gastrin-induced gastric acid secretion; brain development. The transcript is spliced from 4 exons.
CUUGUCUCUGCUUUCUGCAGCCAGCGUGGAGGAAGCUGCUCUUUCCUUCCUGGAAAAAUAAAACCACGGUGACCACAAGGCUCUGAUCUGCCAGGCGAUUCCCAGGGUCCGGAGGAAGUCAGUGGGCCUGUUCUCCGCUGGGUCCUGCCGCCCCCCAGUCCACCUCUCUCCUGCCCAUCCCACCUCCGAGGCGCCUGCACCCGCUUCCAGAGGCAGGGGAGCAGUCCAGGGCCUUGGGGAGAGGCUCGCCCGGGUCUGCUCCGCGGUCCCAAGGCCCCAGGACUUCGCUCCUGCAGUGCCCACCCGUCCCGAAACGCUGUCCCUCACUUCCGCGCCCCGGGCCGGUGGCCGUGCCGUGGUACCCGCCAUCCGGCCGGUCUACUCCCGGCUGCCCAGCCGAGGGGCGCCGACACGGCGCUGGGGGCGGGAGCGUCCCGGACGACAGCUGGGGGGGCGGCCCUGACCUUCUGGCGAUCGAUGGGGCGCGGCCGGGCCGCUCGGAGCCGGGGCGGUGCUGGGCGCCCCCCAGCCGCCCGCCCUCCCGCUCCCCGGCCGCUAUAAAGGGGCAGCGCGGGCUGCGCCGCGGUGCGAGCGCCCAGCACCGCCCGCCGCGCCAUGGCUCCCCGGCCGCUGCCGCUGCUGCUGCUGCUGCUGGCCGGCUCCGCCGCGCGCCCCGCGGCCCCCAGGGCCCCGCGACACUCGGACGGGACCUUCACCAGCGAGCUCGGCCGCCUGCGAGACAGCGCGCGGUUGCAGCGGCUGCUGCAGGGCCUGGUGGGGAAGCGCAGCGAGCAGGACACCGAGAACAGCACCGCCUGGUUUAAGCCCACAGAGGGCCAGCUGUGCCUGCUGUGGACAGACCAGCCAGCCCUGCAGGCCUGGACACCCCGGAGAGGCCCUCGUCUGCAGGCCUGGUCUCCCUGGCUGCCUGCUGCCUCCAGGCCUGGGGUCAUGGUUCCAGAGGCGGCUGAAACCACCCUGCGGCUCCGAUGAGGAUGGACGAGGACCACGGAGGACCUGGGGCUGGGAGGGGUUGUACUU